ACUGGGAAGUCAUUUGCGAGUGGUGCUCGUCAUUUUCACGCGGACUCCCUCCCUCCCUCCCUCCCUUCUCUCUGCCUGCAAAUAUCCUCCUCCCUUUUCUUCAUCAAUUCAACCCAAACACUAAUGCAUCGAGACACAUCAACCUUUUCAUCUCCACUAGACAUGAACCCUAACAAGUUCCCAGACCACGAGCACCUCAAAUGCCCUAGAUGCGACUCCACCAACACCAAAUUCUGCUACUACAACAACUACAACCUCUCACAGCCUCGCCAUUUCUGCAAAAACUGCCGCCGUUACUGGACCAAAGGCGGAACUCUACGCAACAUCCCCAUCGGUGGCGGCACUCGCAAAAUCACAAAACGAAAUAGCAGUGUAGGCAAACGCACGUCACCGGCGCCGGUGACGACGUCACCACCCGUUCCGGUUCAACUGAAAUCGGAACCGGAACAAUCGGUUGUGUACCGAGUAGGUGGUAAUGGUAAUAACAAUAAUAAUAAUAAUCAGGUGGAUACGUCUGGUGGUUAUCCGAUGGGACCGUUUGGUAAUUUACUAAUGGAAGGAUUGAAUUUUAACCUAGUGAGUAAAUCUGAUGAGGAUGUGUUGAUUCGAAAUCCGAUUGCGGAUGAUUUUCGAAGCAAUUUGUUGAAGUUGAAUGAUAACACUGAUCAGACUGGUUCGAAUGAAAGAGGAGAAUCGAGUUGUUGGAACGGUGGAGAGAGUGGAUGGCCUGAUCUUUCCAUUUUUACUCCAGGUUCGACUUUUCAUUAAUAUUAAUAUUAAUUAAUAUAUCUAGGGUUAGUUGGAUCUUCUUGUUCUGAAUUGUAGUGAAAUCUGAUGCGUUAUAUUUAAGUUUUUAACUUCGUUGGUGUAAUAUAUAAGUGUAAGGAUGUAAGAAUCUGACGUUGGAUUGUCGAUUUUGAUGAUGAAGAUGAAGAAAUUGAUAUCUAGAUAUUGGAUCUGUGA
Messenger RNA from Helianthus annuus (common sunflower), 963 nucleotides. RefSeq names its product dof zinc finger protein DOF3.4. Gene Ontology annotation, biological process: regulation of DNA-templated transcription. The record is from RefSeq and is a predicted model, not a curated record. Gene Ontology annotation, molecular function: DNA-binding transcription factor activity; DNA binding. NCBI's taxonomy places the organism in Eukaryota, Viridiplantae, Streptophyta, Magnoliopsida, Asterales, Asteraceae. Bases 124 to 768 code for a protein of 214 amino acids. The transcript has a single exon.